Molecule: messenger RNA, 2439 nt
Organism: Geosmithia morbida
Lineage: Eukaryota; Fungi; Ascomycota; Sordariomycetes; Hypocreales; Bionectriaceae
Exons: 2
Coding region: 1-2439 (812 amino acids)
Source: RefSeq, a predicted model, not a curated record
AUGGGGCAAGGCGAGUUUGUUCAUGCGCAGGCCUCGGGGAUUGACGCGACUGCCGCCAAUCCUGACGAGCAACUCCGUUAUAUCCGUCAAUAUGAGCGCAUUGUACAGUUGCGACAUGCCGUGUUAGCAGGACUUCAUCCCACGAUUAAACUUCCUCCGGGGGUGGCCCCUGUGUCGCGGACACAGUCGACAUCACAUUCGAGAGAUGCUACGCAGACGCCGUGCGAGCCGCAGGCCGGUGUGCAGCACAGCCACCAAUCGGCACCCCGCGAGACGUCGUUACCGGAUGUUCCGUCCGCCGCGAGUGCACCUGAUGUGUUGGAAGCUAAGAGGUCAUACGGCUCUGGGAGCACUGAGAUCAACCCCAUCUUGUUGGAAAAGUCGGCUGAGCUGGUCAAGGCUGAGUUCCGGUUGCAGAGGCAGAGGCUGGAGCGGGACCUCAAAGUCGAGUUCGAGCAGCGUCGCGGCCUCAAGCAGUCGAGGGCGGAAGCCCUCGUCGACUAUGAUAUUGCCGAAGUUCUUGGCAAGGCGCUUGAGCUCGUCCCGGCGGCUGCUACGCCUCCGGCAGGCCCGAGUGCCAGCUUGGCUACUAACGAUGAAGCUGCUAGUGACUCCUUCGAUGACAACACCUUUUACUCGUCGAAGCAUGCCACUCCUGAAUCACGUCCCGCCUCCCGAAUCCAACCCUCACCCGAAGAGGUUCGGCGGUCGGCCAUCCCCGGUCUGCAGUCCAGCCAGGUACCGGUACCCCGUUCCAGGGAAUCCGUUCAAGAUCAUCUCCGUGGCCGUGAACCCUACGCCAACGACGCGGUCUCUGCCACACAAACGGUUCAAUCCCAACCAGAUUCUACUGAUCCGUCGAAUAAUGCUGGGCUGUUCCGAGUGCCCGGCCUGAAUAAUUACACAAACGGAUACAACACGGCCAAAGCUCAAGCAGGCCAUCCGAGCACUGGUGCAGAACAGAGCCAGUCGAGAGCCUCGUUCAACGCCGAGCCCAUUGGUAACGGCGGCUACGCAGCAAACAAAGCUGCCGCUGCUGCCGCUGCUGCUGCUGGCCAACAUCAGGGCAACGCCUCUCUUGAUACCCACCCCCCCUCCCCCCUUAUACGCACUCAUGACAUGAUACCAGUUGCGCCCCAGCCUGCUCCGUACACGACCUAUGCUGUAGAGCAGCAGCUGGAACGGGCGGUAGAUCAGGGCAUUGCCGCUGCAAGAGGAGCACCAGCCCAGGUGGCUGCUCUGAGGAACGAGCCCAUCACUCGCCAGAGACAAGCCAACAGACAGGAGGUUGAGGUGGUGGCUCAGAAUGGCCCAGCCCCCGUAGCCAACACGCAGCCUCUGGCUGAUGGGUCGCGGCCGUACCAGGGUGUCCCGAUGGCUGGCGAAUAUGGGCCUCCUGGGGGGCCUCCCGGCGGGCCACCGCAACGGGCAGCGAGUACCACGGUUGUUGGCGACGGCCGGUACGCCGGCGGGGUAUGUGUUGAGGAGCGGAGACCCGUGGACGAGACGUAUAUCCGACAUGCCUCUCCCAGAUACAUCCAACAACCGCUACCUGGCUCAGCUCACCCCCCGCGGCCAGUGUCGCAAGUUUAUCUGGACGACAGUUACCACGAGAGUCCGCAUGCUUUGAGGGAGCCUUACGACGUGGGUCGCAUGGGUGGAGGGCCCUACGUCGGGCAGCCGAUGCCGCCAUUGCCGCCAACAAGGAUCUUUGUUGACGCAUUUGGGCGCGAGUACAUUGAACCUGGCCGCCCCCCGCUGCGUCAGUCCAUAGCUCCGACACCAUCGCAAGGCCCAGAGAUCGUGUACGAUCGGCCCUCGACUCGGGCCCUCUCGCGACACCCGGGUGCUACGUCGGUACCAUAUGAAGACGGUCGCGGCGUUGUCUACGCACGUGCAGCAUCGGCAUUUCCGGGACCGCGACGCGUGAUGACGCAGCCCGAAUACGCGUCGCAGGAUUUCCGUGACGGACGGCCAAGGGAGUACUCGGUGCGGCCGGCAGUCCCGCAGACAGAAUACGUCCAGGUGAUGGCACCCCCUCCUGAGCAGUGGACUGCCGGCGCCGAAGGGGAGUAUCCCCCGAGGACGGUGAGCACUCGCCCACCGAUGGACCCGGUACGGUAUGAGGUGCCUCCGGGCUACGGCGGCUACGCGACCGGUAGUGUGUACCCAGAGGCGCGACGUGAACCGUACAUGGUCGAAUACGCGGGGCAGCGUCCACCGCCACCGCCGCCAGCAACGCUGGAGCAGCAGCCGCCACAGCAGCCGGUAUAUCAACAACGUGCAUACAGCACCCGUCCGGUCGAGCCGCAGUACUACGGCCCCGGGGCGGAACAGCUACCUCGCGGAGUGGAGAACGUUGGGUUUACUGAGCACCCACGUGGUGCCGCUCAGGAGGUUGUAUAUCCAGAUAAUGCCAGAAGGGAAGUCUACCGGUAA